Cetraspora pellucida is the source of this 984-nucleotide messenger RNA. Lineage: Eukaryota; Fungi; Glomeromycota; Glomeromycetes; Diversisporales; Gigasporaceae. The record is from the annotation of a GenBank genome assembly.
AGGCCUAUUCUUUUGCAAGGACAUACACGCUCUCUAACUCAAAUAAAGUAUAAUCGGGAAGGAGAUCUUCUUUUCUCAGUGUCUAAGGAUCACGUCGUGAACAUAUGGUAUUCACACAAUGGCGAACGCUUGGGAACUUAUAAUGGCCACGUUGGGGCUAUUUGGACCGUGGAUGUCAAUUCACCAAGUACUCUUUUACUAACCGGCUCGGCAGAUAAUACUGCCAAACUCUGGGAUGUACAAACUGGCAAAUGCUUGCAUACUUGGGAAUUCAAAACUGCGGUAAAGCGCGUUGCAUUUUCUGAAGAUGAUACCAUGGCACUUGCUGUAACCGAACAACGUAUGGGUUACCCAGGGACUGUUGUGAUUUUGUCAAUUAAAAAUGAUCUCGAAGCGGAACAAUCAAACGAGCCUAUCAAUAUCAUAUAUCCCAAAGGUUCUAAAGCGAUGACUGCUGACUGGGGAUAUCUAAACAAAUAUAUAAUAACAGGGCAUGAAGAUGGAAGCAUCGCUCAAUAUGAUUGGAAGGCAGGUGAUCAAAUUAAAUCUAUUCAUCCUCAUACGGCUGAAAUCACUGAUCUUCAAAUGGCGGAAGAUCGCACAUAUUUCAUUACUUCGUCGAAAGAUAAGUCCGCUCAGGUUUUUGAAUCUAACACAUUGAAUCACCUAAAAAAAUAUAUGACGGAUGCACCACUUAAUUCUGCUGCAAUAACCCCUAUUCAAGAUUUUAUCAUUUUGGGUGGUGGUCAAGAUGCUAUGCAAGUCACCAUGACUACCAUGAGACAGGGCAAAUUUGAAUGUAGAUUUUAUCACAAAAUUUUGGAAGAAGAGGUUGGUAGAGUUAAGGGUCAUUUUGGUCCUAUAAAUACUAUCGCAGUACAUCCUGAUGGGAAGAGCUUUUCAUCUGGUGGGGAGGAUGGUUAUGUUCGAGUGCACCAUUUUGAUGAAGAUUACUUUAAAUUUAAAUACCCAGAGUUGCAUUAG